UUACAGGCUUUGACAGAAUCACUUGAUAUCAGCAGUCUGCAGCAUUUGUUGGAUAAUAUUCCUCCACAUCUACCAAAGCCAGUGAAAGCAGAUCCACCCCAACAAAAAUCCUGUGAAAGCCGAACAGUUGUAGAAUCCUCUUCCUCCAGUGAUAAAGAGAACAUCCCAGAUAAAAGGAGUCAGUCCAGAGGAAGGAGGCAAGCCAAGGCAGUCUAUAUCCCUGCCCUGGUCUACAUAACAGUGGAGGAAUUCGAGGAGGUCCCAAAAUACAUGAAAGGGAGACUGAAUUACAAUCAGGUAAACACUGCCAUUGAUGAGCUAAAUAAGGCAUUGAGUGAGAAGUACAAAAUUCUAGGAAUGAAGAGAACUACGCUUAAUGAUGCGAACAGGAAGCGAUACGAGAGAUACAAAGAACAGGAGUCUAAGGACACCAAAGGUGAGUACUGACUAAGUGAUGGCUGAAAUGCAUACGGUCGUCCACUGUCCCUGAAUAUUGUGGGGUGAUGUUGCUAUAUAGACUGGGUAAGGGACCUUGGAGUG
Saccostrea cuccullata (small rock oyster) is the source of this 540-nucleotide messenger RNA. RefSeq names its product spindle and kinetochore-associated protein 1-like. Lineage: Eukaryota; Metazoa; Mollusca; Bivalvia; Ostreida; Ostreidae. The transcript has 3 exons. Gene Ontology annotation, molecular function: microtubule binding. Gene Ontology annotation, biological process: chromosome segregation; cell division; regulation of microtubule polymerization or depolymerization. The record is from RefSeq and is a predicted model, not a curated record. Gene Ontology annotation, cellular component: spindle microtubule; outer kinetochore; mitotic spindle. The annotation marks the transcript as partial.